This is a messenger RNA of Pseudomyrmex gracilis, 3105 nucleotides long. RefSeq names its product CTD nuclear envelope phosphatase 1 homolog (gene Dd). The transcript has 5 exons. The record is from RefSeq and is a predicted model, not a curated record. Lineage: Eukaryota; Metazoa; Arthropoda; Insecta; Hymenoptera; Formicidae. The coding region runs from base 878 to 1609 and encodes 243 amino acids. Gene Ontology annotation, molecular function: protein serine/threonine phosphatase activity.
UUCUCGAGAUCUUUUCGCAGAAUUCGCGAAAGACGCACGUAAAAAUAAUUUUCGACAUGUAUAUUUAAGAAAAAGCGUUACAUAAACAUAUCAAUCGCAACACUCGCACGGCGCGAAGCGACGUUCGUCGAUUUCGCGGGCGAUAUCGGGACAAGAUCAAGCGCUCGCGCCGGAUCCUCCUAUCCGUGCAUGUAUGUGCUGCUCGCCGGAUUGACACCGAACUCCCGAGUGCUCCCGUGAGAAAGUCCCGAAGCGGAUUCGAAAAUGCGCGAGGCAGCACGAGAAUAGUGCGGCGCACGGAAAAAAUUGGGUCGAUGCGCGAAAGAUGGCGGCCGUUGUGCGAUUCAUGUAAAAGGCAGUUUUAAUAAGAGAGGAUUUUCGUAUUUCGGAUUUUCUCGGAAAACAUGAAGGUGCCGCGUUAGGAUCGCGUCGGUCACACGUGCGUCGGAACGCGACCUUGUGUUCCAACGAACGCCGGAGACGAGAAUAUAAUCCGUUGCGGAUUUCGUAUCUCGUAUUUUUCCCCUCUCGAUUUUGCGGGGGUGUUAUCAUUUGUUUAUGAUAAGCGGCGGUAAAGAAGCCCUCUUUUUCCCUUUCUCUCUCUUACGGCUCGGUACGGUCGUACUCGCGCGAGCACACGGGUUUCCCGGGCCAGGUUACAGCGAACAGGUAACCGCGCGUAUUCGCGGUUCGCCGUACGCGACGCGAAGUGAAGUGCAGUGGUGAACAUACAUAAUAUACGGAGAACGGGGGGGAAAAAAAAAGAAAGGGACACACUCAACCGAAAGCGCGGAGACAACUCGCGCGGGACAGAGAGAGAGAGAGACUGGAGAUAAAGUGUUGCCGGACUUCGGCCCGGUGAGAAGAACUAGUAGAGAUGCUGAAGCAAUUGCAGAUGGGGAUGAGAGCUUUCCUCUUAAUGGCCUCCCGCGUGUGGACCUGCAUCUGUUUUCUACUCAAGAAGCAGGUUAGAGCCAUCUCACAAAUGCAACCAGUCAAAUAUGAAAUCUUCCCACUUUCACCUUUAUCUAGACACAGACUUAGUAUAGUUAAAAGAAAAGUAUUAGUAUUGGAUUUAGACGAAACCUUAAUUCAUUCUCAUCACGAUGGAGUGGCGAGGCCAACUGUCAGGCCCGGUACACCUCCAGAUUUUGUUCUUAAAGUGACAAUUGACAGACAUCCUGUUAGAUUUUUUGUCCACAAGAGACCACACGUAGAUUUCUUUUUGGAUAUUGUCAGCCAGUGGUAUGAACUUGUAGUCUUUACUGCAUCCAUGGAAAUUUAUGGGGCAGCAGUUGCAGACAAAUUAGAUAACAACAGGGGUAUCUUAAGACGCAGAUAUUAUAGACAACAUUGUACACCAGAAAUGGGUUCUUAUACUAAGGACUUGUCGGCAAUUUGUGCAGAUCUCUCUUCGGUCUUUAUUCUCGAUAACAGUCCAGGAGCAUACAGAGCUUAUCCACAUAACGCAAUACCAAUAAAGUCAUGGUUCAGUGAUGCGGGAGACACCGCUUUAUUAAGUUUACUCCCGGUCUUGGAUGCUCUUCGUUUCACGCAAGACGUACGAUCUGUUCUUUCGAGAAAUUUACACUUACAUCAUACUUGGUAGCACAGCCGGGAUUAAGCGAUUCAGUAGAUAUCUAGAGACGAAACUGUUAGCAGUUUCGGUUAAUGUGUCUAGCCUAAGGAUUAUUAUUGUUAUCAAUAAUAGGUCAACAUUAGGUCGCUACCCAUGAAAGGAGGGAGAGAUUCUCCUUCCUCAGUCCUUGUUUUUUCGAUACUCGAGUGAACAGCGACGAGUUAACAUAAUGAAAGAAGUGUGGUAUUCAGCCAAUAAUUAUGUCAGCACAAAACAUCCUAGGAUAAUUUUUAUGUCGCACACUAGGUUGCGUAUUGAAACAGUUUUUGGUGCGCGCGUAUUCGCAGUGCUGUAUUUUACAGUAAAUGAUCUCUCGAUUAUUUCUUCUUACGUUCUUCGUGAAACAGUUAAACCCCCAUACAAUUUGUUACGGAAGUUAGAAAGUAUCUUUCUUUGGCUACCUGCCGCCAAACCGACUAUUGAGUACGACUUCAAUCGAUUUAAGCUGAGUUCGGAUUUUUGAAAGCUUACGCGUCAAUCUCUUGCUCAUCAAAUAUAAAACAAAUAUAGAUUGACGCUCUGAAACUCAGUCAUAAUUGUGAUGAAUGUCUAUGUUCUAGGGUUGUAUCAUCCAACGUUUGUUGUUAAACAUUAUUGUGCAAAUUAAAAAACUUUUUUAAAAAAGCAACAACAAGAUAAUUCUGAAGACCACAGUCGUACGUAGUGUGUUUUGCGGCAGAGACAGCUGUAGCCAAACAGGUUAAUUACGAUUAAUCGAUAAAAUUUGAUGUGCGAGCGCAGUGAAGACUUACUUGAUGCGUCCUAGGUGUACAGUCCAUGUGUGAAAUAAUUAAAUUCAGAAUUCUUUUAUUUUGUUUUUUUAUUACAUAAGUUUUUGCCAAAGAGACCACAAGAUUUAAUGGAAAAUAAGAGUAGAGCUCGGAAUACUCAGGUACCUGGACACGUCCGCUCGCUCGUAUUGCACAAGUAGAACGGGUAUUUCGUUCAACAAAAAUUAUACGAGCAGGUCAAUGAUCCUCGUACGGUGUCCGCGUACGGCGCCAGUACUCCUCGCGUGCAAUAGAUUUUAAUUUACAGACGAACGGGCGGUUGUAUCCGUAUAUAUACAUAUGUUGUUGUUUGGUUCCUUUUCCGAGCCCUAGAAAUAUAUAAGAUAGAACUGUGCUGAACCAGGCAGGAUAUUUCAUUUUAAGUAAGGAUUACAUCUCUUGAAGAGUUUUUUUUUUUUGUUUUUUUGUUUUUUUGUUUUUUUUAUUUAUAUACAUAUUUUGGUAAAACACCAUGGCAAGAUGAUCGAAAUGUGAGAACACUUUCGUUAUUAUUGUAUAUUAUUAACCUAGGAUGUGUAAAUAUAUAGAGAAAUAUGUACUAAGUCAAACGGGUUUUGCUGUAACUCACUGUAUCAGUGAGGCAGCUGUAUCCUGGUUAUAUCUGCUAGAAAAAAAAAGAAGUAUUACUAUAUGAAAUCAGGAAAGAGAGAUAAGAGUGGCAACCAGAGAUGCCAG